AUGCAACAACGCAUUUCUCAUCUUAAUCCAAAUGCUCAACCAUUUUUUCCACAAAACCCUAAAACUCAAUCAAGAAUGAUUUAUGUACCAAAACGAACUCGGAUUCAGCAGAAAACUACCAAAAGUACUCAUCAUCGUGUUGGAACUGUUAUUCCAUUUCCAAAAACUAUUGAAGAAGCUGAAGCAUUACACAUUACCACUGUAAUGAUUCGAAACAUCCCUAAUCAGUUUAGGUUCGAUAAUUUGUUGAUGAUUCUUGAUGUUCAUUGCUUUGAAAUCAACAAGAUUCUUGAUGAUCCUGCGGAUUGGUCCAAGUUUGAUUUCGUUUAUUUGCCGAUGGAUUACAUGAAGCAUGCUGUUAAAGGAAAAAUGUCUAAUUUAGGGUAUGCAUUUGUGAACUUUACAACACCUUCUGCUGCUUUCAAGUUCUAUAAACAGUUUCAAGGAUUUGCAUGGAAUGUCACACAGAAUCCAAAGAUAUGUGAAAUAAAUGCUGCUAAAUAUCAAGGCAAAGAAAGUUUGAUUAGGAUUUUCUCCCAAAAAGUAUUCCGAUGCAAGAACCCAGAUUUUUUACCGAUUCUAUUCUCGGCAGGGCGUGAUGGUUUCAAUCGCAGAAUGAGUGGAAUCUCUAUUGGAAUACAUGUAAGGGGAUUGCCAUUCACAAGAAGAAACAUAUGA
Molecule: messenger RNA, 678 nt
Organism: Medicago truncatula (barrel medic)
Lineage: Eukaryota; Viridiplantae; Streptophyta; Magnoliopsida; Fabales; Fabaceae
Product: protein terminal ear1
Exons: 4
Coding region: 1-678 (225 amino acids)
Molecular function (GO): nucleic acid binding
Source: RefSeq, a predicted model, not a curated record